CAGACUUUGUCACUAGCCCGAAUGAAUUGUCCGAGAGGGGAUGGCCGAGGUGUUUACGGUGAGAUGAUUCUGGGAGCUGCAGCAGGUACGCAAGGGGCAGCCUGACGCGCCCUCAACGAGACAAGUGAGGGGCUGCUGCUGCUGUUGCUGGGAGAGUCUGUGCUGCUGCUGCUGCUGCUGCGACAGGGGAGGACGAAGCCAGCAGCUCAAGGAGCUGAGCAUGCGCGGUCCAGUCCACUGACUAUAUUCUCAGGCAAGGUACCCAAGGAAAAAAGCAGCAUUUUAUAGAAAGAAGAAGCUGCUCCAGGAAAACACAAAUAUAUAUAUAUAUAUUCUGGUGAGGAUUUCCAACGCCAACAGAUCUAUUGACAGCAUGACACACCAAAAGGAAGAAAGAGCAGAAUGUGUGCCUAGACAUCAGCCCGCUUGUUUUUGUGGAUUAAAUUUGCAGUAAAAUGUAUGGAUCUAUCUUUUGCUUGACCCUGUAUAUAGACCAUGAGACUUGACUGAAGCAAUAUCUAUAUCAUCCAUCUAUGGCGAACGAUAGCCAUGCAGCUGACAACAUUCUGCAAAAUGUGUCUCCUUUAACAGCAUUUUUAAAGCUGACUUCAUUGGGCUUUAUAAUAGGAGUCAGUGUGGUAGGUAACCUUCUAAUCUCCAUCUUGCUAGUGAAAGAUAAGACCUUACAUAGAGCUCCUUACUACUUCCUAUUGGAUCUCUGCUGCUCAGAUAUCCUCAGAUCUGCUAUUUGUUUCCCAUUUGUAUUCACCUCAGUAAAAAAUGGCUCUACAUGGACCUACGGGGCUCUUACUUGCAAAGUGAUUGCAUUUCUUGGGGUGUUGUCCUGCUUUCACACUGCUUUCAUGCUCUUCUGCAUAAGUGUGACCAGAUACUUAGCUAUAGCUCACCAUCGAUUUUAUACAAAAAGAUUGACUUUUUGGACUUGUUUGGCAGUUAUUUGUAUGGUUUGGACCUUAUCUGUAGCUAUGGCCUUUCCACCAGUCCUAGAUGUUGGUACCUAUUCUUUCAUAAGGGAGGAAGACCAGUGCACGUUUCAGCAUCGUUCCUUCAGGGCCAAUGAUUCCUUGGGAUUUAUGUUACUUCUUGCCCUUAUUCUUUUAGCCACACAGCUUGUCUACCUCAAGCUGAUAUUUUUUGUUCAUGAUCGCAGGAAAAUGAAGCCAGUCCAGUUUGUAGCAGCAGUGAGCCAGAACUGGACUUUCCAUGGUCCUGGAGCCAGCGGUCAAGCAGCUGCUAACUGGCUAGCUGGCUUUGGAAGGGGUCCCACUCCACCCACCUUACUGGGAAUAAGGCAAAAUGCAAACACCACAGGCAGGAGACGACUCCUGGUUUUGGAUGAGUUUAAAAUGGAAAAAAGAAUCAGCAGAAUGUUCUAUAUCAUGACAUUCUUAUUCUUAACCUUGUGGGGUCCCUAUCUGGUAGCUUGUUACUGGAGAGUUUUUGCGAGAGGUCCUGUGGUACCAGGAGGAUUUUUAACAGCAGCUGUCUGGAUGAGCUUCGCCCAAGCUGGAAUCAAUCCUUUUGUCUGCAUUUUCUCAAACAGGGAGCUGAGGCGCUGUUUCAGCACAACCCUUCUUUACUGCAGAAAAUCCAGGUUACCAAGGGAACCUUACUGUGUUAUAUGAGGGAGCAUCUGCAAAAUCUUUAGCCUUGUGAAACACUACCCUUCUCUGCUAAGCAAUUGUGGCCUGUAGCCAUUUCUUGAGAAGAAGAUCAAGAAUGGAAUGUCAGCAGCAUUGUGCACACUUUGCAAUAGCGCACCUGUAAUCCUAUUUUAACCUAAAGUGUUCCUGUUGGGAAGGUUUGUAAUUUGAAACAGAGGACACAACCACGUCGCUAAUUGUGUUUGUUGUGGUUAAAAGCUAGAUCAUGAGAAUGGCAGGUGCUAGGAAUCACUGCUGAAUGCUGUGUAUAUCACUACAUAAAGAACAGCAAGAAAGGUUAGCAAUGGACAUCUUAAAUAAUUGAAUUGAGGUAAAUGUGUUAAUAAACAUGCUUUUAAGAGUUUGAAGACUCUUUGAAUAUUUAAUACCGUUUGAGGGUUUUUUGUCCUUUUUUCAAAGAUUGACUAAUGGGAAUUAAAAGUACUGUAACUGAUAAAGGAUGUGCCAUUCAUUAUUGGAUUAUCUUACUAAGAGGUUUCUUUGCCUUGUAAGUAAAUCUUAGGGAGCAUUCCAAAGCAGUAUUUUUUUGUUAAAAUUAUAUUCUACUUUUUCAAGUAUUCUUUCUAUAAAGCAAGGGUUUUCUUUAACAGUGAAAUUUACAUAUAAAUGUAUUUUGUGUUUUUCCCCUCUUUUUGGCAAUUUUUUAAUUUGAAUCUCAUUUAAAAGAAAACCUAGAUAGUAGUCAGUAUGGCAACGUUAUAUCUUAGUUAAACACUGAAUCCCUUGGGAAUAUGAGAGGUAUUUACCAGACUGAGCUGGGCACUUCUCUGGUGCCUCAGCAGCUGAAGGGUCUACUUACUGAGCACUAAUACUAAAUCUGAAAAUAAAUACAUGUUGCCUUAAUUGGUUAUCUAGUAUCUUCCAUUUUGUUUAAUCUUGGGUUAAUAGAAAUGAAAUCAUAAUGUCGGGUCAGUCUUUUGGGAGUGCAUGAAAGAAAGCUAAAGUCACCUCUCUCUCCUUUGGCUCCCAUUGUUCUCUAAAUCAGUUUGCACAUCCCUUGGAUGAGAUCAGCCUUCCAGAUGUGCUGCCCAUUCUGAUUCAGUCUAAGAAACACAGACAGUUGAACAUGUUUAUAUUUGAACUCAACUGCUGUGGGGAGACCAGGGCCUUGGUAUUAUAUUUUGCACAAUUUGUGAAGCAUUUAUUCUACUGAAGGCACAGUCUAAUUUAUACUUUCUGCACAUUUUGGUGUAUUGGUUGUUUAAAUGAUUUCUUUACUUUAUUCCCCCCUUCUUGUGAAAACAUUAAUUUUUAGUAUUUUAGAUUAACAUUAGAGUCUGUGAGUCUUUCAUUCUUUAAAUUACAGAUGUGUGUGAAAUUUAAAUAUAAAGUUGCAUUUGCCAAAA
This is a messenger RNA of Xenopus tropicalis (tropical clawed frog), 3031 nucleotides long. RefSeq names its product G protein-coupled receptor 85 (gene gpr85). Gene Ontology annotation, molecular function: G protein-coupled receptor activity. NCBI's taxonomy places the organism in Eukaryota, Metazoa, Chordata, Amphibia, Anura, Pipidae. Gene Ontology annotation, cellular component: membrane; plasma membrane. The record is from RefSeq and is marked provisional. Gene Ontology annotation, biological process: G protein-coupled receptor signaling pathway; signal transduction.